Molecule: messenger RNA, 1909 nt
Organism: Dryobates pubescens (Downy woodpecker)
Lineage: Eukaryota; Metazoa; Chordata; Aves; Piciformes; Picidae
Gene: DHRS7B
Product: dehydrogenase/reductase 7B
Exons: 7
Coding region: 66-1040 (324 amino acids)
Cellular component (GO): membrane
Molecular function (GO): oxidoreductase activity
Source: RefSeq, a predicted model, not a curated record
GCCUCUUCCGGGCCGCGCCUCAGGCGCAUGCGCUCCGCGCUGCCCCGGCACGUCCGGCGGUGGCCAUGGUGACAGAAGUAGCCAGGAAGAGUGUUCAGAAGGGCAAGCUCAUGGAUUUCACCAGCACGGUCAUCAUCCCGCUGCUGUUCGGCAGCCUGGGGAUCUUCGGCCUCUUCCGGCUGCUGCAGUGGAUGCGGAUGAGAGCUUACCUGCAGGAAGCAGUGGUGGUGAUCACAGGGGCUACCUCUGGCCUGGGAAAAGAGUGUGCAAAAGCCUUCCAUGCAGCUGGCUCCAAGCUGGUGCUCUGUGGCAGAGACAGUGAGAAGCUCAAGGACCUGGCACAGCAGCUUUCUACCGGCACCAACCACCGAAAGAACACACACAAACCUCACACCGUGGUGUUUGACCUCUCAGACACUAAAGCUGUGGUCAGUGCUGCUGAAGAGAUCCUCAAGUACCUGGGGCAUGUGGACAUCCUGAUCAACAACGCAGGCAUCAGCUUCCGUGGCGGGGUCGCGGACACGAGCCUGGAUGUGCACAAGAAAGUGAUGGAGACAAAUUAUUUUGGCCCCAUAGCCCUCACCAAAGCACUUCUGCCCUCCAUGAUCAAGAGGAGACAAGGCCACAUUGUGGCCAUCAGCAGCAUUCAAGGCAAAAUUAGCAUUCCUUUCAGAUCUGCCUAUGCUGCCUCUAAGCAUGCCACCCAGGCCUUCUUCGACUGCCUGCGCGCAGAGGUGGAGCAGUAUGACAUAGAGGUGACAGUUGUGAGCCCUGGGUACAUUCAGACCAACCUCUCUCUCAAUGCUCUGACAGCUGAUGGAUCUCGCUAUGGAGUUAUGGACAAGAGCACAGCUGAAGGACAGACAGCGGCAGAGGUCGCUCAGGUGGUCCUCAGUGCAGUGGGACAGAAGAAGAAGGAGGUGCUGGUGGCUGGCCUGACGCCCUGCCUGGCUGUCUACCUGAGGAACCUCUUCCCCAGGCUCUUCUUCACCUUAAUGGCUGCGAGAGCGAAAAAGGAGAGAAAGACAAAGGACUCCUAGAGCUCAGCUCCUCCGAGCAGCACCUGCAGGGGGAGGCCGAGGCCCCGCGGUCAGGCUGGGACGGCUCCGGAGGUGCUCCUGCAGGAGAGGCCUCUCUAAAACGCUGCAGUUUGCCCUUGCAUGGAGACUGGGGAGCAGUUCCCCCUCCAGCAGGGCAGGCCCCUCUUGCUGGAAGACAGCAUCUAGACCUCACCAGAAGGAGGGUGCUGGGACAAGGGGGAGGGCUGAGGCUGCAGGGGAGGGGGACCCAAGGGAACACACUUUGCUGCAGGGGAGGCACCUUCCCUCCCCUCGCUCCAGGCACGCCUGACUUCAGAGGCCUGCCACAAAUAAACCUCACCUGUUUUGCCUUCACACCAGCAGCUCUUGGCUUUCUCCAUCCCACUGCCUCUGAAAUACAACCCUCAGCUGGGAGUUCUUGUGAUCAGUGUCUCCUCCUAAUCUGACCUAGAAGAUGUUGCUUGAAGUGAGAAACUUCACAGGGCCUCUGCUUGCUCACAUGCCAGAACAUCUGACAGGUGAAGCUAAAGUCAGGUCACUAGGAUCUGCUAAGACAAAGCCAAGUCCAGUGCCCAUCUGAAGUAGUAACUGAUGUGAGAGUCUCUGUGUGUGGGGUGGACAAUAGACAAAUGCUUAGCUCUCACCUGUUUUACAGCAAUCUCAGAUGCUAAGUGGGGAUCACAUCCAGUGGGGGGAACAGUAUCAGAGACUGCAGGGGGUCUGACAGCCUGAGCAAGUGGCAUACUCUCUUCUUCACCCCUUCCCCUCAGGUGAGGGAUACCAGCACCACUAGCAAAAAGGACUGGCUGCACAGAGAGCUCAGUAAGGACAGAAAUAAUCUCUUUUGGUUUUAAACUCAUAACUGAAAU